Messenger RNA from Scleropages formosus (Asian bonytongue), 4885 nucleotides. Its product is annotated as teashirt homolog 3-like. The coding region runs from base 271 to 3546 and encodes 1091 amino acids. Gene Ontology annotation, molecular function: DNA-binding transcription factor activity, RNA polymerase II-specific; DNA binding. The transcript is spliced from 2 exons. Lineage: Eukaryota; Metazoa; Chordata; Actinopteri; Osteoglossiformes; Osteoglossidae. Gene Ontology annotation, cellular component: nucleus. Gene Ontology annotation, biological process: regulation of transcription by RNA polymerase II. The record is from RefSeq and is a predicted model, not a curated record.
ACAAGAAGAAAAAGAAGAAGAAAUCCCUCCUUCCCUAGAUCUGUUCUUUUUCAGUUUUUCCUUCUUGUUGUUUGAAAAGUGUCGAUCUAUUUGAAGCCCCCCGAAGCGCCCCCGGGUUCCGCGUGUGAGCGCCGCGCACCGAGCGCUGGGGGAGCGGAGCGCAGCGGAUCGACAUCUGCGGGACUGAAGGAGAAACUCUCCGGAAAAACACACACACACACACACACGCACACGCACACACACUCACACGCAACACAGAGAAGACGAGCGAUGCCGCGGAGGAAACAACAGGCGCCCAGGCGCGCAGCAGCCUAUGUGCCUGAGGAACUGAAGGAAGCUGCAGUGUUGGAUGAGGAUUUGGAUGGGGAACGCUUGGCUGUGGAGGAGGAGCCCCCUGUGAAAUACACAUGCCCAGACAAGGAUUCCUCUAUCAAAGAACGUCCAUGUUUUCAGGACUCCCCUGGUGCAGAGUUUUCUGGCCAUGAAAUGGACAGUGAGUCGCAUCUGAGUGAGUCAAGUGACCGUAUGUCAGACUUUGAGAGUGCCUCCAUGAAAAAUGAGGAGGAGAUGGUCAAAGAACCCUUGGCGGCAACCAGUGAGGAUGCCCCAGUAGGCCCGGACAGCCUGGAGCAGAUGAAGGCCAUCUACACUAGCUUCCUGACCAACUCUUACUGGUCGUCGCUGAACCUGAAUCUCAACCAUCCAGCUCCUGAUAAACAGCAGAGGAGCAGCAGCAGCAGCAGCAGUAGCAGUAGCAGCAGCUGCGGUAGUGGAAGCUAUGACUGGCACCAGUCUGCUGUGGCCAAGACUCUUCAGCAGGUGUCCCAAAACCGGCUCCAGCCAGAACCCAACCUCCUCAGCACUGUACAGCUCUAUCGCCAGAGCACCAAGCUCUAUGGCUCCAUCUUCACUGGUGCCAGCAAGUUUCGCUGCAAGGACUGCAGUGCUGCCUACGACACCCUGGUGGAACUGACUGUGCACAUGAAUGAAACUGGGCACUACCGCGAUGACAACCAUGAGACCGACAGCAAUGGCACCAAGCGCUGGUCCAAACCACGCAAGCGAUCCCUCCUGGAAAUGGAAGGAAAGGAAGAUGCCCAGAAGGUUCUAAAGUGUAUGUACUGUGGCCAUUCUUUUGAGUCUUUGCAGGAUCUCAGUGUUCACAUGAUUAAGACAAAACACUACCAGAAAGUGCCUCUCAAAGAGCCUGUGGCCCCUGUGGCAGCUAAAAUAAUUUCCAAUACCAGAAAGAGGGCUCCUAUUGAGCUGGACAUCCCCAGUUCCCCAGAAUCUUCAGGUGGGACACCCAAACCCACUUUGGUGGAUAAUAAUGAUGUCCUGCAGAAGGCCUCCAACCCCUAUAUCACGCCAAACAAUCGCUAUGGGCACCAGAAUGGUGCCAGCUACGCAUGGCAGUUUGAGUCACGGAAGUCUCAGAUACUCAAAUGUAUGGAAUGUGGUAGCUCCCAUGACACACUGCAGGAGCUCACUGCCCACAUGAUGGUCACUGGGCACUUCAUCAAGGUAACCAACUCGGCUAUUAAGAAAGGCAAGCCUAUUAUGGAGUCCCCACCUACUCCGGUUCCAGUCACCUCUGCUAAGGAGAAGGUUCAGUCCGUACCUCUGGCUGCAACCACUUUCUCCCCUCCACCUGUGGCGCCCCCUGUCAGCACCUCCCCUAACCCAUCUGUGGAGAUCAAGAAGGAAGAGAAGGAGGUGGAGUGCACUAAAGAGGUUGACAAUAAAGAUAAAACAGUGGUCGAGGAAGAGGAAGAAAAAUUUGACAUUUCCUCCAAAUAUCAUUAUUUGACUGAAGAAGAUCUUGAGGAGACGCCAAAUGGGGGAUUUGACAUCCUGAAGUCACUGGAAAACACUGUAACGUCCGCAAUAAACAAAGCACAGAACGGUGCACCAAGCUGGGGGGGUUACCCCAGCAUCCAUGCAGCCUACCAGCUACCCAACAUCAUGAAGCUAUCCCUGGGUGCCUCAGGGAAAAACUCUCCUCUGAAAUACAUGUUUACUGGAGGAGAGAUUCUUCCUCCCAGCAAAAGCCAGCCGCUGAUCUCUCCUCCCAGCAGACAGACCUCUCCACUCCCCAAAAACAAUUUUCAUGCCAUGGAAGAACUUGUCAAGAAGGUCACAGAGAAAGUGGCUAAAGUGGAAGAAAAGAUGAAGGAUCGCAAGGUGAAAGCAUCCCCCCUAAGGCAAACAACACCCUCGCCAUGUAGCAGUGAUGGUGGCGAGUCUGAAAGAGGGGACUCACCAAAAGAGAAAAGAGUCAAGACUCCAGAAAGCAAUGGAGGUAGCCACAAGGAUUUGAGCAACGAUGUCCUUGGAAAGGUGUCACUGGAGAAUGGGACAGACUCGCUGAAACGACCAGCCUCUGCUCUGUCCAAUAGCACUGCCAUCAUAACCGAUCACCCCCCAGAACAGCCUUUUGUCAACCCUUUAAGUGCGCUUCAGUCUGUAAUGAAUGUCCACUUGGGCAAGGCUGCUAAACCCGCCUUGCCAGCCCUGGACCCUAUGAGUAUGCUGUUCAAAAUGAGCAACAGCUUGGCAGAAAAGGCUGCCAUUGCCACGCCACCCGUGCAAACCAAAAAAACUGAGCCCUUGGACCGCUGUUUCUACCAUGUCAACAACGACCAGCCGAUAGAUUUGACGAAAGGCAAGAGUGACAAAAGCUGCUCUUUGGGUUCAGCUCUCCUGUCAUCCAGUUCGACAUCAUCGUCUGCUUCUCCCUCAUCCACUGUGACAACGGCUAAGACAUCUGCAGUCGUGUCAUUCAUGUCAAGCUCUCCGCUGCGCGAGAACGCCCUGUCUGACAUAUCCGACAUGCUGAGGAACCUGACAGAGAGCCACACGUCAAAGUCCUCCACACCUACCAGUCUGUCUGAGAGGUCGGAUGUGGAGGGCGUGACCCUUGAUGAGCCUGAGGAGAUUUCCCCGGCCCAGAAGCGCAAGGGCCGGCAGUCCAACUGGAACCCUCAACACCUCCUUAUCUUGCAGGCCCAGUUUGCUGCUAGCUUGCAGCAGACGUCUGACGGCAAGUACAUUAUGACAGACCUCAGCCCCCAGGAACGGAUGCACAUCUCCCGCUUCACAGGCCUCUCUAUGACCACCAUCAGCCAUUGGCUGGCCAAUGUCAAGUAUCAGCUAAGAAGGACAGGUGGAACCAAGUUCUUGAAGAAUCUGGACUCUGGACACCCGCUGUUCUUCUGCAACGAUUGUGCCUCCCAGAUCCGGACUCCUUCAACAUACAUUAGCCACCUGGAGUCGCACCUGGGCUUCAGGCUGAGGGACCUGGCCAAACUGUCAGGCGAGCAGAUUGGCAGCCAGAUCGCACGGCACACCAAGGGCAUGUCCGACAAACUGUUCUCCUCCCCCUCUCCUUCUUCCGAGGAGGAGGGCACGGGCACUUUUUACCGGUGCAAGCUCUGCAACCGGACCUUUGCGAGCAAGCAUGCUGUUAAACUUCACCUCAGCAAGACCCAUGGGAAGUCUCCUGAAGAUCACCUUCUGUAUGUGUGUGAACUUGAGAAGCAGUAGAGCUGGACUAACACUCUGCGAACUUCCUGUAGACUUUCAAAUAUCUUUUUUUAAAGGAGAACAAAAUACACUAAGAUAAAACUGCACAAAGAUGCCAUAUAACUACUGUUUUAGUUUAGGCACACAGUCUCUAUUUAUCUCCAAGGGAGACUCUGGCCCCCUCUUUUUUUUCCUGCCCCUCUUUUUUACCAUUUAUUUUCUAAUUGUACAGCGUUUAAUAUGGAGGUGCUGUAUAAUCAGCAUAUCGAUAAUGUAAAAAAAGAAAGAAAAAAGCUAUGAAGGUUAAAAGAGAACAUCUGAAAUGAAGUGCUAUGUGUUAGCGUUUGUGUAAAUCCGGUUUAGUUUUCUAUAUUUUUUGCAUCCUUGAGAUGUAUCAAGCUGCAUGCGUUAUUGGACAAUUUAAUUACACAUUUUUAACUAAAUCUAGUGCACUUUUUUGUUAAUGUGACGGAAGUGCGCUGGUACCAGCAUCUAACAUUUAACCCUCUGAGUACGGCUCACAGCUUCUACUCCAAGUUAAAAACCAAGAUAAAGGGGGAUUUUGUACGAUAAUUGGCAAAAGCUUGAAUGUUACACCCAUACAUACAGACAUGAGACACACAAACAUACAAGCAGUAUAUAGUUUUCCUCCAAGUUUCGUAAAGCAUAUUAAAUCCAAUCUGCAGUCUCUUUUUCUUUAAAUCAGGGGCCUUUAUGGAUUCAGGUCUGUGUAAAAAAUGUAUAUAAAAGUAUAUAUAUACCAGUUCCAAUUGAAAUUAUGCAUUGUUUUAUAUUUUUAAUUUAAGAGGACAAUAAUUAUCUACUGGUGCACAGUAUAUGAAGACAUUAAUGAAAUUGUUUUGCACAAUAAUUUUUUUAAAUGUUGUUUGAAUGACAGAAAACACAUAAAACGUAUUUCUGCCUCGUGCUCAAAGGGUUAAACCUCUAGUACAAACUGUACUGUAUUCCUUGCAAAACAUUUGUACAAAAUGUUACUUUAUUAAGCUUAAGGCAUUCCACAAAGUAACUUCUUAUUUAUAAGCACUCUUGGUUGUUUCAUACUGUAAAAUGUCUUUUUGAUUGUUAACGACUUCUGUUCUAACUAUUCUCCCAUAAUUCCAUUAUGCAGCUUUAUCUUGUAGAGAUAUGAAAGGUAACCAUGGUUACCAGCACAUUGAUUGACAGUUUCGCAACAUUUCUGGAAGUUAAUUUGCCGUUAGUAACUGACAGCUGACAGCAUAUAAAACUAUGUGUAAAAUAUUGGCAUGUAAACAGCACAGACACUGUUAUGCACUCUGUGCCAUGUUUUUGUUGUUGACAAUGAAGCACCAUUAUAUGAAUUCAUAUAACCUUUUUUCUA